Chlamydomonas reinhardtii is the source of this 1370-nucleotide messenger RNA. RefSeq lists its product as uncharacterized. The transcript has 2 exons. The record is from RefSeq and is a predicted model, not a curated record. Lineage: Eukaryota; Viridiplantae; Chlorophyta; Chlorophyceae; Chlamydomonadales; Chlamydomonadaceae. The coding region runs from base 152 to 583 and encodes 143 amino acids.
GACUCAGUUCAUCGCUGCACCAGUGAACCUUUCUGCUGUGCCUCGACGCCCUCUCGCUGGGGUGCUGCUGCUGAGGCCCUCCGCGACGCGCAUCAUUGUCGUCGCCUCGGGCUCCAAGAAGGGCCUGACGCCUUACCAAGGACCAAACCGCAUGUUUGGGAAGUUCCGCUGCCCGAAAUGCAAGCGCACCUGGCAGAGCGGCAAUUCCUGGGCCAACACGGGACAGAUGUGCAAGCGCUGCGACAUCCUGGUCUACCCGCACAGCCAGGUGCCGCUGGAGCCGAAGGUGUGGGACUGGUACGACGACGGCGACCGGUCCCGGCCCCACCCGGCGGAGCUGUGCGAGAUGUGCCAGAAGCUGGGCUACCCCUGCACACGCAAGCGCGUAUGGGCCCCGGACAUGGAUGAUGACAGCGACAGCGACAACGACGACGACCUCUCGGGCGACACAUUGGGCGACCUCUUGGGCGACUACCGGCGGGCUUUUGCAAUGGCUGCGGCCAAGUUGUGGCCCGGGAGUGACAAAGUCGACGAGCUCAUGCGGGGAUUGUAUUGGAUCCUUUUUCCCUCGUCAAGGAAGUAAAGCUCUAGGCGUGUGGCGACAUGACAUAACAUGUAUGCCGGGUCAUUACGGGUUCAUUGGGUCGCAUGCGCAUGCGGCAUCAGGCGGCAUGCGGCAUGACAGGGUGUGUGAUGGGAUGACAGUGCGGUGUGUGAUGGGAUGACAGUGCGGCAUGACAGGGAUGCGGUGUGCGGCAUAUGAGAUAUGGGCAUGAAGCACGCAAGCACGUUGUCCGCCCUGUCCAUGCCCCGCCAUUGAGAUGUUCGGUGAGGUUACCGGGUGUCGUUCACCUGGACGUUGGACGUGAUAACUGAUCGAUCGGUGGUGUUGUUUGCGGGCUCGGGGACUCCAGCCACUUAAAAGAGGUUAGAGAGGUUAGCUGAAAGCUGGGGCUUCUUGCCGGCGGGCCUGGGCGGUUGGUCGCUGGAUGGCUGCAACUAGCACACUGGAGCACACCGCUUGUGUGCAGCUGAAGAAUGCUGUGCGGGGCGUCCAGCGGACCGCGCGGCGGUGGUGGCGGCGGUGGAGACGGCGGUGGCGGUGCCGGGUGCUGUAAGGCCAGAGUGGAAUCUACAUCCAGUCCUAAUCCCAACAUAUGCUGAAGCCGUGGAGCUGUUUCUCCUGUCACAAUGUGGAUGCAGGCCCUGACCAGUAUGUCCGGGACCAUCGCGUGGGAUGACAGGGACAUCGUUCCACAUGGAUGUCGUGUCCGCCAGCACUGACAGUGCAAAGGGUCCCCGAACUAGGUGUCCAGAUAGUGCUAUCCAUUGUCUAUUGACUGCGCCAGUCGAUGGUCUCAACAAAGUGA